UUGAUAAGUUGUCUAGCAAACCUAUGAAUUGCUGUAUUGUCUCCAAAUUUCGCCAGCUGUCUACGGAAUUUUCAUCCAGUUUCAGGGACAGGCAAGGAACAUCCCGGAAACUGCUGAUGCUAUCACCCAUCUUGCUCUGACCAAUCAGCAACAAGAAGGUCACAUGACCAGCCACCAACCAGCUGCUACCUAACAAACUUCAACUGCUGUCACCAAAUCACAUCAGGGGAAAUUUAAAGGGUUUAUUUUUUUUUUACAAAAUAUAAUUUCGUGAGACAGUGUAUCAAAUUUAAAGAUACUUUGGCAAAAGAUACUUAUUUUUUUAUUGAAAAAAGAGGCUUAAUUUUUAUUCUGGUUGUGAAUUAUAUUAUCAUAUAAGACAAAAUGGUGUUUGUGGAAACGUUUUACGUGCUGGUUGGUAUUUGCGUGGUGCUGUUCCUGUACACACGCACAGCGAUUCCGUCAGUCGAGGAUCGCAACUUCCAGUCAUUCCAGAGAACCUACCUCGUGGUCUACCUGUUGGGGGCUGCUGGAGACUGGAUGCAGGGCCCACACGUAUACGCGCUGUACCAGAGUUAUGGGAUGACCACACACCAGAUAGAACAGCUGUUUGUCGCAGGCUUCGGUUCCAGCAUGGUGUUUGGGACGGUCGUCGGAUCCUUUGCGGAUAAAAUUGGACGUAGAACCAACUGCAUCUUGUAUGGUAUCUUGUACAGCCUGGCCUGUGUUACCAAGCACUUUGCCAACUUCUGGAUCCUGAUGGUUGGACGGCUGCUGGGGGGCGUGGCUACCUCCAUCCUGUUCAGUGCCUUUGACUCCUGGCUGGUCUGUGAACACAAUGCUCGAGGAUUUGACCGUGACCUGUUGGGGAGCAUGUUCUCUCUCGCCGUGCUGGGGAACUCCGUGGUGGCCAUCAGUGCCGGUAUCGUGGCACAGGUGUUCGCUGAUCGCUUCGGAUUUGUUGCACCUUUCGAUGUUUCUGCCGUCCUGCUGGUUAUCAUGUGCAUCCUCGCUGUCUUCACCUGGACUGAAAACUACGGCGACUCUUCCGUCAACCUGGGCCGGUCGCUCGUCAACGCAUUGAAAGCAAUCAAACAAGACAGGAAGAUCCUGUGCCUGGGUCUGAUCCAGUCCCUGUUUGAAGGAGCGAUGUACACGUUUGUCCUGGAGUGGACCCCUGCUCUCACCCCGGCCUCACAGACAACAGGGGAGACACCCAGGGAGACUAUUCCUCACGGCUGGAUCUUCGCUGACUUCAUGGUUGCAGUUAUGAUUGGAUCCUCUCUGUUCAAGAUUCUCUGCAAGUUUUCUACACCAGAGUCUUUCAUGAGACCAGUGUUCUUCAUUGCUGCCUUAUCAUUAUCUGUGCCCAUCUUCAUGCCAGGGCAACAAGUGCCUAUCUUCCUGGGUUUCCUGACGUUUGAAGUCUGUGUGGGGAUGUUCUGGCCUGCUCUCAGCACACUGAAGGGAAAAUAUGUCCCAGAAGAAACUCGAGCUACAGUCUACAACUGUUUCCGGAUCCCCCUCAACAUGAUCGUCAUUUCAAUAUUACUCCAGAACCUUGGGAUGAGUCUGAUCUUCAAAUGCUGUUCAGGGUUCCUGAUGGUCGCCUGCCUGGCACAGCAGUGGGUCUACACGCUUGCGGUGACAUCGGACAAGCCUACAGCACCUUCCUCCCCUAACCAGGAAACUAGUGGAAGCAAGAAACCGCUCAUCGAGGACAUCUAGGGAUUACUAUUGGUACUGCAGGCUGUAAAGCCAAUCUCUGUUGCAAGCCAGGAGCUUUUAGACCUAGUCUGGUGUGAAUAGUA
This is a messenger RNA of Branchiostoma belcheri (Belcher's lancelet), 1811 nucleotides long. RefSeq names its product molybdate-anion transporter-like. Gene Ontology annotation, biological process: molybdate ion transport. Gene Ontology annotation, molecular function: molybdate ion transmembrane transporter activity. Gene Ontology annotation, cellular component: membrane. Lineage: Eukaryota; Metazoa; Chordata; Leptocardii; Amphioxiformes; Branchiostomatidae. The transcript has 14 exons. Bases 385 to 1728 code for a protein of 447 amino acids. The record is from RefSeq and is a predicted model, not a curated record.